UGUAAUGAUUUUCUUUCAGAUGUAAAAUGCUUUCUUGCUGUCUGUUGAGUUUUCCCAGAAAAUAAUUCCAAUGGAUUUGUGCCCUGGUUUCUGGAUUCCGAUCUUAAGAUUUAUUGGCCGAAUCAAUUUUUUUUAAAUAUAUUUAUGUUAUAUUUUUACAGGCCUUCAUAGAGUUGCCUGAACAAGGUUAUGUGUAUUUCAGGUCAUGUCUCCUGUUGCGGUCUUGAAUGUUCGGUCUCAUCAUCGAACGUUCUGUUGUUCAUAUUCCCCUAGGUCGAUAGAUUUCUUGUUGUAUAUGAUUCACGACUGAAUAAAUUUUAAGUUCUUUCAUAAUGUUCUCAUGUUUAUGAUCCCAUAUUGUGUAUCAUAUACAUUUUCUGUAGGAGGGACAUUUGAAACCUAGAAAAUUUAAAAACGGUGUGGCCACCCUGAAUAUUGGUGUAGGUGUAUAAGAGGAGGCACGUACAAAACAUGAUUAAGCAUAUACAAGUUCAUGGAAUAGAAUUUCCAAAAAUAUAAUCUGCAAUGUCUAGUAAAAUUCAUUAUCCAGUCGAGGGCCUACUCAUAAAUGCUGAACAGCCUUUGCAAGACUUGAUUACUGAGCUUAAAAAUUUGCUGUUGUAUCUGCAGAGAAUUGGAAAGGAAGACACUACUGAAGGGAAGCAUUUUGAUGAGUUUAUCCCAUUGCUACAAAAUUUAGUGAAUCCUGACUUCCUGUGUCAUGAGGAUCCACUUGUAAAGAUGAUAGUGGCUUGCUGCCUUGGACAACUGCUUGGAUUUCUGCCUGUCAGGUCAUUCCGAUGGGAUGAUGAAGAGUUAGUGGUGCUUCUAGACUUCUUCAUUAAGCAGCUAGAAUGUUUUGGUACUUCAGAUGGUAUCAUUCUUAAGUACUGUGUCAUUCUCUUGAAAAUUCUGAGUACAGCUGACUCAUUUAGCAGACUGUUUGUGUGCCUGGAAUAUACUACAAAUAAAGAAAAUAUUUAUAAUGCCUUUCUAUUGACAGUCUGUAUGGCUGCUCGGAUCAAGAGAGAUAUUUCAAUGAUGGAAAUGUAUGUUGUGCUGCUUCUGAAGAAUUUCAUAAAUAAUACAAAGUAUACUUCCAGUACAGGAAUUGAUAUAAUCCUCUGUAGUAUUCUUCGAGAGAAUAUAGAAGAUUAUCCGACAAUGUACCAUGUAGCAGUAAAAGUUAUAAGGAAUUGCAUUAGAGCAUUGGAUUUUCCCACCAAAAUGGUAUGUACAAUGACAUCUGUUGUUUGAUGCUGUAAUGUUGUUCUCCAACACUUGAGAGUGAGAUUAUUUUCCAGAUGAUGAUCUUAUUUAGGAAGGUUUAUCUUAAGAGUAUACUAUAUUUUACUAUCACAAUCUUUUAGUAAGUUUUAUUAUGACAAAGUGUAUUGUUGCACUCCUUUUUCCAUCCCUGGUCCUUGUAAUCUAAGUGUAAGGCUCUGUACUGCUCUGACAGAAGUCUUGGGUUUGAGACUGGCUGGACCUAUUGUGCAUUUUAUAACAUAUGUUUUUCUUCCCCAACCUCUUAUAAGAUAAAGUCAGAAGUUUGUAAAUGUUUCAUAUACUUGGCCCUCUCUGUGGUUUUUACUAUUGAUGCUGAGGCAGGCAAAGGCCAGGAAGGUGUAUUAGUUCAUAUACAGAGGCAAUUAUUUCUAAAAUGCGACCUGGUAUACUCAAUUGUGUUGGUCACCUUGAACCAUUUUGAAUUCUAUGUAAUUUCACAACACAUAUAUUUUGUGGCAUCUUAUAAUUGUAUAACUUUCUCAUUGCAAGGAAUUGUUUACUUCUCAAACUAUUUUAUGCAGAGUUUUAUAGUAUCUCAUAAUGAAACUGCCAACAGUAUAUUCUGAAAGUUCAAUAUUUCUAAUAGCAAACUUUAAUACUGGUCUGUGUCCUGAGACAGUUUACUCCAGUUCACCUUCUUA
Messenger RNA from Zootermopsis nevadensis, 1931 nucleotides. Lineage: Eukaryota; Metazoa; Arthropoda; Insecta; Blattodea; Termopsidae. The record is from RefSeq and is a predicted model, not a curated record.